Molecule: messenger RNA, 2615 nt
Organism: Rhineura floridana
Lineage: Eukaryota; Metazoa; Chordata; Lepidosauria; Squamata; Rhineuridae
Gene: FKBP8
Product: FKBP prolyl isomerase 8
Exons: 9
Coding region: 284-1543 (419 amino acids)
Molecular function (GO): peptidyl-prolyl cis-trans isomerase activity; protein binding
Source: RefSeq, a predicted model, not a curated record
CUGCAGGGCAGCGCCCCUGAGCAUGUGCAGAGUGCAGAAAUCCAUAUAUAGCAAAGUAGGCAUAUGUUGCCACCCCCGGGCUUCUGGGCACGUACAGAGUGCAUCCCCCCCCAACAGUAGGGUAGGGACAGUCUGCUCUCGCUUGGGUUUCUGGCCACGUGCAGAGUGUAUUUUGCUAUAGACAGCAAGGCAGGCACAAGUCGGUUCCCAGGGUUUCUGGGCACGUGCAGAAUGUAUUGCCCCAUAGAUAACAAGCCGGCCUGAUCAGUUGCCCGCAGGCACCAUGGCUUCCGGAGGGGACUAUCUGGACGACAUCUCUCCGGACUGGGCCGGCACCAGCCUCGUAGACCUCACCUCGCCUGAGCUGGUGAAAAGCAGCACCUCCAUGCUGGACAGUGGGGAAGAUUUUGAAGUCCUCAAUAAUGAUGAUGCUGAAGAGGAAGAAGACGGGGACUUGAGUGGCCUGCCCCCACUGGAGGACGUCCCUGCCGGCGGGGUCAAGGACAGCAGGCAAGGACCGGCCUGUGAGCUCCCUGCCCCAGAAGAGUCCAAGGCGACGGAAGAGGCACGAGAGUGGCUGGAUGUAUUAGGGAGCGGCUUGUUGAAAAAGAAAGUCGUUGUCCCAGGUCAGGGCCGGGAGAGUCGGCCAGUCAAGGGCCAGGAUGUCACCGUACGGCUCAAAGCCAUGUUGGAAGAUGGCACGGUGGUAGAGGAGAAUCCUGAGCUCACCUUCACAUUAGGGGACUGUGAUGUCAUCCAGGCCCUGGAUCUCUGCGUUCAGCUGAUGGAGAUGCGAGAGCGGGCACUUAUCAUUUCGGAUGCGAAAUAUUGCUUUGGCUCACAGGGGAGGAGCCCGAACAUCCCCCCCGACUCGUCCUUGGCCCUCGAAGUGGAGCUGCUGGUGGCACGGAAUGCCCCCGAUUUGGAACUCCUCAGCGGGAAGGAGAAAAUUGAGCUGGCUAACCGGAAAAGGGAGCGCGGCAACUUCUACUACCAGCGAGCGGAUUACAUGCUGGCCAUCAACUCCUACGACAUCGCCCUGAAGAUCGUCAGCUCCAGUUCAAAAGUGGACUUCAGCCGGGAGGAGGAGGCGGAGCUGGUCGAGGUGGAGAUGAAAUGCCUGAACAAUUUGGCUGCGUCCCAGCUUAAACUGGACCAUUAUGAGGCAGCCCUGCGGUCUUGCAACCAAGUGUUGGAACAACAGCCCGACAACAUUAAGGCGCUUUUCCGGAAGGGAAAGGUCCUGGCCCAGCAAGGCGAAUACAGAGAGGCCAUCCCCAUCUUGAAAGCCGCUUUGAAGCUGGAGCCAUCUAAUAAGACGAUCCACACGGAGCUCUCGAAGCUGGCGAAAAAGCACGCUGACCAAAAGAAUGUGGAGACAGAAAUGUACCGUAAGAUGCUGGGGAAUCCAGAGUCCAGCAGCCCCAAGUCCAAGUGCAAAGACAAGUCAUCGCGGUCGAUUCCGUGGAAGUGGCUGUUUGGCGCCACCGCUGUCGCACUAGGAGGCGUGGCCUUGUCCGUCAUCAUAGCAGCCAGGAACUAGCCCCGUCUGUGAGUGGGAACUGUGAGGCGCCCGAUCUGAAGACCAGCUGCCCCUUUUAUCUAUGCCCCCCCCGCACCGUGCACCUGGCCCUCGAUGACUGGUACGCAGUUCCGGACUGUGAGUUGGGGGGGCGGCAGCCAUUUUUAGUUGACGCAGAACGCCAAUGAACCACUUUGCAGGAGAUGCCCCCGUGCCAGGGGAUGGAUGGAGAAUGUUGGGGGGGGGGGUUGCGCUGUGACUGCAAGGAUGGAAUAACAGGAACGCAAAAGGACCUGAAUGUUGCUGGUAUCUUUUUUUUUAGCAGGAAAAUUGGGCUGUGCUGAAUGUUUCACUCUUUUAACAUGUCUCCCACCCACCCCAGUGCCCUUUUGGUUCUUAAUUUUUGUUUCAGGGUGGGAUUCACAAGGAAAAAAGGGAAGCCAGUGGGUUGCCGGGAGAAGGUACACUGAAACGGACUUCUGCAGUGAGACAGGGUUUUGUGCGGGGGGGGGGGGUUGGCUUUAGUUCAGGUGCAAAGAACCGAAGCGGCUGUUUUGUUUAGGACUUUUUGAGAGUCGCUCCAGGGGCCGUCCCAACGGCUCCCCCUCCUUCAAAACCUUAGAAAGGCCUCUAUCCAGGCAGGCCUGACGCGCUCACAGCUGUGGAUCUGGACCCUGUUUUCUGGCUCGACUGAAUGCCGGCGUACAUGCCGGGCGCCUUGCCCUUUCCUCUGGGUGUCCGCCCACAGCACGCUUUUGGCCAGGGGAGGAGAGUGCAGGUGGGCGUUAUCUCCCCCCAUCAUCUGCUCGAGGCCAAACGAUGGGGGCAAGGCGGCCAUCAAUUCCUGCUUCCCAGUUUUGCCCACAACUCUUCCUCGCCCCUGUAUCCUUCCUGCUGCCUGCCUUACGACGGCAUUCUUGGCUACCCGAACGCCAGCCACUCUGGCUUCACCCGGAUAGCGCCCUCCCCCGGCAAGAUGGUACAUCAUUUAUUAUUAUUAAUAGUACUUUGGCCUCUGUCAGGUUUUCAACUGUGAACACCAACUACCCCCCACCCCAUUCUCUAAUAAAGCAAAUCUCUCAGCAGUGGACAA